AUGGAGCAGCAGUCGAACAGGUCGCAUCGCCCGGCCAAGGAGAAGAAGAAAUAUGAAGGCCAAAAUCCGAAAGCCUUCGCCUAUGCCAAUCCCGGCAAACUCAAUAGGCAGGCUGCACGAUCUCAAGAGGUCAAGGAAAAGAGGCUUCAUGUACCCCAGGUCGAUCGCAUGCCAGAGGAGGCCCCUCCGACUGUUGUUGCUAUUGUUGGACCCCCUGGUGUCGGAAAGACAACUCUUCUCAAAUCCCUCAUUCGCCGUUAUACGAAACAGACUCUGAGCUCGCCUCAAGGUCCAUUGACUGUUGUGACAUCAAAGAAAAAGCGUCUUACCUUCCUCGAAUGUCCCUCUGACUCUCUCGCCGCUAUGAUUGACGUCUCCAAGAUCGCUGAUAUUGUGCUGCUUAUGAUCGAUGGUAACUACGGAUUUGAGAUGGAGACCAUGGAGUUCUUGAAUGCUCUGUCUACAAGUGGUAUGCCGGGUAAUGUGUUCGGUAUCCUUACUCAUCUUGAUCUUUUCAAGAAGCAGAGUACGUUGAAGAUGACCAAGAAGCGACUAAAGCAUCGUUUCUGGAGCGAACUUUAUCAGGGAGCCAAGCUCUUCUACCUUUCUGGUGUGAUCAAUGGCCGUUACCCCGAUCGUGAAGUGCACAAUCUUUCCCGAUUCUUGUCUGUUAUGAAGAACCCACGCCCUCUCGUCUGGCGCAAUUCUCAUCCUUAUGCGCUCGCUGAUCGUUUCCUGGACAUCACACCUCCAACAAAGAUUGAAGAGGAGCCCAAGUGCGAUCGCACUGUUGCACUGUACGGCUAUCUUCGUGGUACUAAUUUUCCCGCCCAUGGUGCACGAGUGCAUGUGCCCGGUGUGGGUGAUUUGACCGUGUCUGGUAUUGAAGGAUUACCCGAUCCGUGUCCGACUCCAUUCAUGGACCAACAGAUUUCGAAGGCCACUGGCUCUGCGCGACGUAAACUUGGUGAAAAGCAGAAGUUACUAUUUGCUCCCAUGUCUGAUGUUGGUGGUGUUUUGGUGGAUAAGGAUGCCGUGUAUAUUGAUAUCAAGACAAACACCUUUCAUAAAGACUCGGAUGAUGAGGAGUCUGAUGAUGAGGACCGUGGCCUAGGCGAGCAACUUGUUGUUGGUCUUCAGGGCGAGCGACGCUUGCUUGGCGAGGCUGACCAGGGUGUUCGUCUGUUCCGUGGUGGUGAGGCGAUCUCUAAAGACGGCGAGGAUGAAGAAUCCGGACGCAAACACCGACGCCACGCUCGAAUUGCCGAUUCCGAGCGUGUUCAACCCGCAUCCGACGACGAGGACUUGGAGGGUGAAGAGGAGGAGGUCUCCGAAGAUGAGGAUGAAGAAGGUGAUUUUGAUGAUGACGAGGACGACGACGAGGAUGAAGUCGACGCAUCGGCACCAGCAGACUUCGGAGACAAUUUCAAAGCACGGCAAAAUGGGAAGGCCGAUCGUGAGGAAGACGAUGUCGCUUUUGCCGACAGUGAUUCCGAUCUCGGAUCUAUCUCCGGCGACGAAGAGGAGUUAGACAGUGGUCUCGAGGGUGACGAUGACGAUGAGGAGGAGGACGACGAAGAGGGUAAUGCUCGUUGGAAAGAGAACAUGUUGGACAAUGCCAAGGCUCUUCACGGCAAGCGUCCACCUUUCCGCGUCAGCGAUCUAUCUCGGAUGAUGUACGACGAGUCAAUCACGCCAGCCCAGGUUGUUCAAACGUGGCGCGGCGAAGAUGAUGGAGAUGAAUCGGAAGAAUCGGACAUCGAGGCCGAAGAAGGCGAUGACUUCUUCAAGAAGACAAACAAUGAAAAAGAGGAUGAGGCUGAUUACCGCGCCGUCCCUGAGUACGACUACGAAGAGCUUGAGCGUAAGUGGCAUGACGAGGAACUGCUACAAUCACUGAAGCAGCACUUUGUCACUGGUAAGCUUGGUGGUGGUGGUGACUCGGACGAUGACGAUGAUUUCGAUGAUCUCGAUGAGGACGAUGAGGAUGACGAAGGCGAUGGAGCUUUUGAAGACUUGGAAACAGGUGAAGCCUUUGAUGGAUUCGACGAUGACGAUGAUGAAGGCGGUGACGAUGAGGAUGAUGAGGAUGCACAGCCCGAGGGUCCAGUCGACUUGGACGCCGAGCGUGAGCGUAAUGCAAAGAAGAAGGAAGAUCUCAAACUACGCUUCGAAGAGGAGGAUCGCGAGGGCUUUGGCAAUGCAAAAGAGGGCACACGUGAUGGAGGUGAAGGGGAGUUCGGCGAGGACGACUGGUAUGACCUGCAGAAAGCCAAGAUGCAGAAGCAGCUCGAUAUCAACCGUGCGGAGUUUGACAAUCUUGAUCCAUCUUCUCGCGCCCGUGCUGAAGGAUACAAAGCCGGUACAUAUGCUCGAAUUGUCCUCGAAAAUGUGCCAUACGAGUUUGUUAGCAAGUUCAGCCCUCGUUUCCCAGUCAUUGUCGGAGGUCUAGCUCCAACAGAAGACCGAUUCGGAUACGUACAAAUUCGUAUCAAGCGUCACCGUUGGCACAAGAAGAUCUUGAAAAGCAAUGACCCCUUGAUUUUCUCUCUUGGUUGGCGUCGAUUCCAAUCAAUGCCUAUUUACAGCACUUCGGACAGUCGGACAAGAAACCGUAUGCUCAAGUAUACUCCUGAACACAUGCAUUGUUUCGGCGUGUUCUAUGGUCCACUUGUGGCACCUAAUACAGGUUUCUGCUGUGUUAAUUCAUUCUCCAACAAGAACCCUGGAUUCCGCAUUGCCGCAACUGGUGUAGUUCUCAGCGUGGAUGAACACACUGAAAUCGUCAAGAAAUUGAAGCUCACUGGUGUUCCCUACAAGAUCUUCAAAAAUACUGCUUUCAUCAAGGACAUGUUCAACUCUGCGCUGGAGAUUGCCAAGUUCGAAGGUGCUUCAAUCCGCACUGUCUCCGGUAUCCGCGGUCAAAUUAAGCGAGCCCUCAGCAAACCCGACGGCUUCUACCGUGCUACAUUUGAAGAUAAGAUUCUGAUGAGUGACAUUGUCUUCUUACGUGCGUGGUAUCCCAUUAAGCCUCACAGGUUCUACAACCCCGUCACGAAUCUUCUCGAUCAAGAAGAAGGCGGAUCUGGCGACAGUGGCUGGCAGGGUAUGCGAUUGACUGGCGAGGUCCGCCGUGACCAGGGCAUCCCCACCCCCAUGAACAAAGACUCUGCAUAUCGCAAGAUCGAGCGACAAGAGCGCAACUUCAACCCUCUGCGUGUGCCUCGUCAACUGGGCAAGGAUCUCCCUUACAAGUCUCAAAUUACCAAGAUGAAGGCUCACAAGGACAAGACCUACAUGCAGAAGCGUGCUGUCGUUCUUGGUGGCGAGGAAAAGAAGGCGCGAGACCUCAUGCAGAAAUUGACUACCAUGCGCAAUGAGAAGCAGGCUAAGCGUGCGGCUAAACAAGAGGAGCGCCGUCAAGUCUAUCGUGCCAAGGUGGCUGACAGUUUAGAAAAGAAGACCGCCCGUGAGAAGAGAGAGCGGGAUGACUACUGGCGCCGUGAGGGCAAGAAACGAAAAAACGAUGAAGACGGUGGUGCUGGUGGUGGAAAGAAACGUAGAUGA
Messenger RNA from Penicillium angulare, 3567 nucleotides. Its product is annotated as GTPase BMS1. Gene Ontology annotation, biological process: ribosome biogenesis; maturation of SSU-rRNA from tricistronic rRNA transcript (SSU-rRNA, 5.8S rRNA, LSU-rRNA); endonucleolytic cleavage of tricistronic rRNA transcript (SSU-rRNA, 5.8S rRNA, LSU-rRNA). The coding region runs from base 1 to 3567 and encodes 1188 amino acids. Gene Ontology annotation, cellular component: nucleus; 90S preribosome. Lineage: Eukaryota; Fungi; Ascomycota; Eurotiomycetes; Eurotiales; Aspergillaceae. The record is from RefSeq and is a predicted model, not a curated record. Gene Ontology annotation, molecular function: GTP binding; U3 snoRNA binding; GTPase activity. The transcript is spliced from 4 exons.